Eufriesea mexicana is the source of this 2934-nucleotide messenger RNA. RefSeq names its product espin protein forked (gene f). The transcript has 11 exons. Gene Ontology annotation, molecular function: actin filament binding. Bases 611 to 2836 code for a protein of 741 amino acids. Lineage: Eukaryota; Metazoa; Arthropoda; Insecta; Hymenoptera; Apidae. Gene Ontology annotation, cellular component: cytoplasm. The record is from RefSeq and is a predicted model, not a curated record. Gene Ontology annotation, biological process: actin filament bundle assembly.
GAGAAGUGGAGCUGCUGGCGGCGACGGGACGCGAGACGUGGCAUAGAACGGCAGAGAGCAACUCGAUUCGAAGAUCGGUAGUAACUAGGUAGCCAAGAAGGCACGUACCCCUACUCCGACAGGUAGCGCGCGAUCAGUUGGCCGGCUCUGGUUCGAAACAGGUGGGCUUGACUCGAGUGAGUCUCGGUCUACCGCUUACCGCGCACGGAUCGAGUUUGUCGUCCGACCGGUCUCUCGAGUUCUCGCUUUCGGUUAGGGAAAAAAAAAAAUUCUAUUCGACUAUCCGAAAUAUGCGUAUAUAAAGCAGUGGACGAGUGGAGCGUUAGAUCGAGCAACGUGGUUCGCCAGUUUCGUCUCGGUUUACGCUCGAUCCGUCGCGACCGCUCGGUCGAGUAGUGCGCGUAGCGUUCGAAAUCACCGCGUUCCAACUAUCGUUGGUGGACGGGAGGAUACCGAGCGUGAUUCGCGACGCAGCUUCUCGACGUCGCGAAUGCUUCGAAUCGAGAGUGUCAUCGAAUAAAUCGAAUCCCCCUUCCGGGCAACGAUCUCUUGGAGAUCGCGUCGAGAUCUCUUGCCGCGGCACGAGCAACGAUCGCCGUCCCGAUUUUGCAUGGGUGUACACUGUUCGUUACGCGGCUGCGGUAUGUUUCAAGAGCCGUUUUUCCUUCAUCCACCUGGUUCGCGACCUCGCGAUGGAAUCUACAUAAAUCCUAUGAGCGCGUACAUCGGCGAGCCCGUCAAGCCAAAGGACACGGAAUCCUUCUAUCUUCACAGCCCUCACGAUCUCGUCUACACCAGAAUCACGCGUCUUUUCGCCGACACGGACAAGCAUCGACACUUGGAGAAGAAGGACGAGACUCUGACUGUGAAAGUGGACGUGCACUUCAACAAUGGCGUUCUCGACCGACCGUCCAGCAGAAACGGUUACACGGCCAAAUCGAUCAAUCGCGAACAAUCCGAAAUGGUUCGCGAGCCAUCCGAACACGCGUACGAACAAAUCUGCUUACGGCAGGAUUCCGAAACCGGUGACGUGGUCGCAACCCAACAAAAGAAGAUGCCUGACAACGCGUCCGAUCGUAGCCGUUCCCGAAAGAUCGAUCGUAGAUAUAGCAGAUCGAGUAGCGCCAGCGAGUCGUCGAACAUCAGCAGCGAGAUUCCUUGCUUCUCGUCGAGCGCGUCGACACCGUCGCUGUCGCGGAACAGCAGCAACGAACGAAUCGGAAAAAAUGGAAAACUCUCCGUCGAAUCGUCGCACGAGAAAAGGAACUCGACCAGUUCGUCGCAAGUAGAAAGCGAAAAGGAGAUCAAACCGGCCACCGGCGGAGCCAGCUUUGCCAAGCCACCGCCUCCACCACCACCGCCUCCACUACCGGACAAGGAGGAUAUCGUGGUGCUCGUGGUGAACGCCAAGCAAAUCGCGGAACCCGUAACCAAGGAUGAGAAGAGAGACAUCUCCGGAGAGACGAACCGAAAUGGCAGAAUGGAAAACGGACCCGUUUCGUCUUCGGCGAUCAACAAGUCCGACGUAUCCUGCGGCGAGCAUCAGCAGCCGGAAGUACCUCCUGCCAGUCCAACGGCGGACACCGAGGAAAUUAAGACGAGUCAAACGUCUCAUCUGGUCAAUAAACAUAUGGUGCUGCCGUUCAUACCGCCCAAGUUCGCGAACGCGGACUCCAACACUCUGCUCAAGCCGUCCGAGUAUCUGAAGAGUAUCUGCAAGCUUUCGUCCAAGAGCAUCCUGUUGAAAGCAAGGUCGGUGGACAACUUGGAUAUACAGAGCAGGAGUAGCGAUCGAAGAGAAGGGUGCGUCAGACCGGAAGGGGCAGAGGAUCAAGAGGAGGAGGAACUGGCGGUGGCCGUCGCCGAGGGGCAGCGGAGAGGACGAGAAGGCGAGGUGGAAGAGGAAGAGGAAGAGGAGGAGAACGAGGUGGCGGAGGUGGGAAAGGAAUCGGCCGCGAGGCCUCCGCCACCACCGUUGUCUCCGCUUCAAAAGUUGCGACGAGCCGACGAGGACUCCGGUACGGUCGCGACCAUCGAUCCCGAAUCCCCGAAAACCCCACAGCCACUCGCUACCAUCAGCAUUCAGGAUCUGACUAGUAUCCAACUGCGAAGAACCACCGCGAAAAUGAACGCGACGAAAACCUUCUCCGCCCCUCCACCGCGCAGCGUGUCUAUGACUAACGUUUCAGAGUCGUUCUUCGUUCAAAAAACCGAUUUGAUCGCGGAAUUGAAGAGGACCAAGGACAUCCCCGGGAUCAAGAAACUAAAGGUGGAGAUGGCCCAAGUGGAAAAGACGCAGGAGCAAAAUCUCAUGUCGGAGAUUAACAAGGCGUUCAACGUUUCGAAUUUCGUAGAUCAGAUUCCAGAGAAAGACAGUUCCGGAAACGUGAUACCGAUAUGGAAACGACAAAUGUUAGCUCGAAAGGCUGCCGAACGAGCAAAGAAGGAACUAGAGGAACAAAUCGCCAAGGAGAACGAAGAGAGACGACAGAAGGCGAUUCCUGCAUGGAAGAGGCAGCUGCUCGCGAAAAAGGACAACGAGGAAAAAAGACUGAACCAAGCGCAGGCGGUACCAGUGGUCAAGGUGGACGCGACGCUGUCACCGAGGCGAGACGUUUCACCUUCGCGCACCCAUCGACACGAAGAGAAAUUAGAAACGGAGGAGAAAAAGGGCGAAGCGAUCGCUACGAAUCACGGAUCGUACGGGACACUCGGGACACUCGGGACACACGAAUUGCACGGAACGCAAGCAAACCACAUGAACGACGACGCUCAGAUUAUCCCAUGGCGGGCACAGCUCAGGAAAACCAACAGCAAACUCAACAUCUUGGAUUAAUCGAUCGAGUUUCUUCCGUUCAUCGAUUCACACCACCGAUGGUCCAACGCUGAUCCCAUAUUUGUACAUAGAAUCGAGUAAAAUUUAUAUCGAGGAAU